Molecule: messenger RNA, 1716 nt
Organism: Trypanosoma theileri
Lineage: Eukaryota; Euglenozoa; Kinetoplastea; Trypanosomatida; Trypanosomatidae
Exons: 1
Coding region: 1-1716 (571 amino acids)
Biological process (GO): rRNA base methylation
Cellular component (GO): nucleolus
Molecular function (GO): methyltransferase activity
Source: RefSeq, a predicted model, not a curated record
AUGGAUGUCUAUAGACAAGCUGGUGAUAUUGUGCGUGCUGUACGUGAAGGCCACGGCACCGCCAAGGCUUUGUGUCUCCGCAAAGAAAUGCAAAAGAAAAAACAAACAUACGCCGUUGUCUGCGAAACCCUUCGACACUACGAUCUCCUGCAGGAUGUUCUCGAGCAGGCGGAGUUCUUCCAAUAUUAUCCACGCGCUAAUAGAGAACUCGCUGUCUGUAUGGCGUAUGAUGUUGUGCUUGGGAAAGGAGUAAACACCAAUCGGGAUUCCACGGCACAGGCAAUUCAAAAAUCCGCACCGUACUUGCGUGAGGCGUAUUGGCAUGUGAAGAAACAUCACAUUAUUCCUCCACGAGCACGUGAUGCCUUUGAAGAGGAUGGAGAGGAAGAGAAAAAGAAUAAUAAUAAAAAUAAUGGGAAUCAUCAGCGAUCAGCUGGGAACGAUAAUGAUAAUGGUAUGUCUGGUAAUGAUAGUAGUAGUAUGAUGAUAGAGCGACGGAUACCGCGGUAUGCACGGGUGAAUACAUUGAAGAUUGAUGUGGAGAGUUUAGUUGAGAGACUCCGCCGUGCUGCCGCAAAAAGAGCUCGCGAUGCUGAUGAUGACACAAAUACUCAUAAUAAUAAUAAUAAUAAUAAUAAUAAUAAUAAUAAUAAUAAUAAGAAUAAGAAUAGUAAUGGGAAUCGAUCUUCAAAGGGAUUUCGCACACUACCGGAGUUUACUGUAGAUCCCAUUAUACCAUCGCUGUUGGUAUUCCCGCCUGGCACCGAUCUGCACGCCCAUCCGGCUGUGCGAAGUGGUCAACUUAUCCUGCAGGAUCGCGCCUCUUGUCUUCCCGUUUGUGUUCUUCUCGAUGCUGUGGAAGUGUGUACAUCGGCAUCUAUACAACAUGAGAAACCACUGGAGUACGUUGUCGAUGCCUGUGCGGCGCCGGGUAAUAAAACAACACAGAUUGCCGCCUUGGGAGCCCCACAUGUGAAAGUGAUGGCACUUGAACGAGAUGAGAAGCGGGCGAAUCUUCUUUACAAACGUGUGCAGAGUCUUGGGGCGGGUGAUUAUGUGAAUGUUGUGCAUAUGGACUUUUUUGAUAUGGCCUCUGCGGAUCGUGAUGCGGCGGAGGCGAUUCUACUGGAUCCCAGUUGCAGUGCCAGUGGUGUGUUAACGCGUGUGGAUGUUUCCCUCCUGCAGCAGCGACAAAACACAAAAGUCCAGAAGAACAACAAUAAUGUUGAAUCGGAUAAUGAUCAUACAAAUCAUCAUGAUGAUAAUGAUAAUGAUAAUAAUGAUGAUGAUGAUGGUGAUAAUAAUAAUAAUAUUAAUAAUAAUGAAACGGGAGCUAUAGCUGUAGAAGAGCAGGGAGCGGACUUUGCCAGUAAUGUGGAUCGUGUGCAGAGUCUCGCGAGGCUGCAGCGCAAACUUCUUGCCCACGCCCUUCUCUCCUUUGACAACUGCCGCACAGUUGUGUACUCCACCUGCUCUCUGCACGAGGAGGAGAACGAGGGAGUUGUGCGGCAGGUGCUGCUCGACAGUCGAGUGCAGGCCCGCGGCUGGACACUCAGUCAUAUCAUGCCAAACACGUGGAAUACACGUGGCCGCCGAUCUGAAGAAGAAACACUGCCGCUCGAGUACACAAUUCGCUGCGAUCCCGUUGCGGAUGCCACUAAUGGGUUUUACGUGGCCCGCUUUGAUCGUAUGUGCACAAAGGAGAAGAAGUCGUAA